AAAUGCGGCCCGGACCCGCUGGGAGUGCCCGGAGCUCCGGCCUGGCCGGGCUGCUAAGGCGGAGGGAGAGAGGGAGAGGGAGAGGGCGAGGCGAUGGAGCGCCCAGCGUCAGGCCCGGCGUCCAGCCCGGUUGGGGAACCUGACCCUACCCAACAUGCCCCGGUGGUCCUGGUCCUGGUGGUGCCUCCUGUUGGCAUCUGAGCUCUGGGCAGUGUGUGGCCACACCAUGAGCCUCACUGCCCCUCGGGUUGUGAAACUUGAGAACCAGAGCUCCAACAACGUCACCGUCACGCUGGGGGCUCCACUAGACAUACCCUCAGUGGUCACAAUUGACGUCUUCUAUGUGUCAAAAAACCAAACUGUCCUGGAGUUCCCUGAUGAAGUUGUGGUACCAGCGGGGCAGAAGACAUCUUUUUUCUCCGUGACGGGGAGAGACGUGGGCCAAGUAACCCUCCUCCUGAGCCUCAGCAGCUCCAACCAGACCAGGACCUUCAUCCACUUCUUGGUGUUCCGCAGCCGUGCUCUGGAGUGGAUAAACCAGGGCAUUGGCUGGAUCUACUUUGUGGCCUGGUCCGUCUCUUUCUACCCGCAGGUGAUUGAGAACUGGAAGCGCAAAAGUGUGGUCGGGCUGAGCUUUGAUUUCAUCGCCCUGAACCUGACCGGCUUCAUCGCCUAUGCCGUGUUUAACGUCGGCCUCUUUUGGGUGCCCUUGAUCAAGGAGCAGUUUCUGCACGAGCAUCCCACUGGUGUGAACCCCGUGGACAGCAACGACGUCUUCUUCAGCCUCCAUGCCGUGGUCCUCACCCUGGUGGUCGUGGUGCAGUGUUUUCUGUAUGAGAGAGGCGGCCAGAAGGUGUCCCGGGCCGCUGUGGGCUUCUUGGUGCUGGCCUGGCUCUUUGCCCUCAUCGUCAUGGCGGUAGCCCUCGGCGGGGCCAUCUCCUGGCUGCAGUUCCUCUUCUGCUUCUCCUACAUCAAGCUCGCCGUCACCCUAAUCAAGUACUUUCCCCAGGCGUGCCUGAACUUCCGCCGGAAGAGCACAGAGGGUUGGAGCAUUGGCAACGUGCUCUUGGAUUUCACAGGAGGUGUUUUCAGCCUUCUCCAGAUGUUCUUCCAGUCGUACAACAACGAUGAGUGGAAUCUGAUCUUUGGAGACCCUACCAAGUUUGGCCUUGGCCUGUUCUCCAUCGUCUUUGACAUCAUUUUCAUCAUCCAGCAUUACUGCUUGUAUAGACCAAAGGCAGGGUAUGCGCAGCUCACCUAACACACACACCCUUGGACCGCCCCACCAAUCCUGGAGGCCGAGAAGCCGCGGCCAGUCCCGCUGGGCUCUGGUGCCCGGUCUGGGCUCUGGUGUCCGGACGGCGCAGCCUCGUCGGCGGGGCUCAAAGCCUGGAGGGACGGCGGUCCUGCCUCUGGCCGCUGAAAAUCCUGCUGCUCGCUUGCUGCUGGCUCACUUGCUGCUCGCUGCUGGCUUGCUGGCUCCCAGGCUGCCCCUGGCCUCCCUCUGUGAUCAUAAGCCAAUGAUCUGCUGAGAUUAAAAGCCGAGCGUGCCUGCCCAGGGAUGAUGGCAUUGGUGUCUUUUAGUUGGAUGGCUCCCUCCUCCCGCUGACCCCCACCUCUUGGGGCUAGCCGCCACACCUGUGUCUCCAGGACAGAGGCUGCUUGAUCCCCGGCGCCCCAUCUUCCCCCAUGCUCAGACAUGUCUUUCUUUUUGUUUUCAAGGCCCCAGCUGCCCUUCACGGGUUCUGAGUCACAUCCAUAGUAGCUUCGUGCCAGGAGGGAGGAGGGAGCAGGGAGCACUCAUCCCGGUGCCUGCUGGCUGUCUGUCCAAGCAUCCUGCCCUGGGGGCUUCUGCUAGAAAGGCCUUGGCCCCUCCCUGGCCUCCACAGUGCUGUUGUUUCCUAGGGCCCUCAGGCCCAGGCGCCAGCCUGCCUGCCUGCCUGCCAGCCUGCCUGCCUGCCUGCCAGCCUGCCUGCGGCCCCCCACCUGCCUGCAACCCCUGCUUGCCCAGGGUGGUUCCAGGCAACUCCUUCUUAAGCCUGACCCAACAGCUGGGUGGGGUUGGGAUCUCAUCACUCUUUCCUCAGCUGUCUCCCCAUGAGAAAUUCUGGCCCUGCCUUUGGAGAACACAUGCCCCUCUCCUUACAUGACAAUUAGUGCUCCCCUCCAUAACCACAACCCCAAAAGCAGGCUUUUGGGGGGGCUCGGACUAUACCCCCAGCCUAGCGGGCUGGGUAAGAAGGGCCCACUGCAGUGCCCAUGCCCACACCAUCCUUCCUGGUCCUGCCAGGGGUGGGGGCUGUGUCCCCAGCUCUCUGCUGCCCCCUUCCUGUGCCUCCCCCCCCAAUCAGCUUCUGCCUUCUGCUCCAGGAAGUUCUGCAAUGAUGGUGGUGGUUUGUGGACAUGAUUUUCUAUUUUUUCCCAUGUAUUUUAUUUGUAAAGGAUCAAUGUAAGAAACCUAGAAUUUUAGAUUAAAACUAACAUUUAAUUUUCCACAC
This is a messenger RNA of Dromiciops gliroides (monito del monte), 2498 nucleotides long. It is a transcript of the gene CTNS, whose product is annotated as cystinosin, lysosomal cystine transporter. Gene Ontology annotation, cellular component: lysosomal membrane. Bases 155 to 1261 code for a protein of 368 amino acids. The transcript is spliced from 11 exons. Gene Ontology annotation, molecular function: L-cystine transmembrane transporter activity. The record is from RefSeq and is a predicted model, not a curated record. NCBI's taxonomy places the organism in Eukaryota, Metazoa, Chordata, Mammalia, Microbiotheria, Microbiotheriidae. Gene Ontology annotation, biological process: L-cystine transport.